Messenger RNA from Pangasianodon hypophthalmus (striped catfish), 2501 nucleotides. It is a transcript of the gene prpf38b, whose product is annotated as pre-mRNA processing factor 38B. NCBI's taxonomy places the organism in Eukaryota, Metazoa, Chordata, Actinopteri, Siluriformes, Pangasiidae. The coding region runs from base 1002 to 2159 and encodes 385 amino acids. Gene Ontology annotation, cellular component: precatalytic spliceosome. The transcript is spliced from 6 exons. The record is from RefSeq and is a predicted model, not a curated record.
ACGGCUUCGACAGUUAGCUUGCCAGGUCUCAAAGUGCUGACGCGGGAUUCGACACUGUUUUCUUAUGUUAGUGGUUCAGUUAUACUGUAGUGCACCACAAACGGACUGUUACUGGUAGAGGAGCACGCUGACUUUAGGUAGCUUUCUAACAGGAUCAGAUAACGUUAGGUUUCUAAACAGUUGUGACAAGAAUAUUUUGCAACUCAGACGGUGAUAAGAAUUGACAUCUAUAACCAGAUAUUUUGGCCCUUAGAUUUCACUUGCUUGUUUUGAAAUGGAAAUAUGUUCGUCGUCUUUAUAACAGAUGCCGAAUAAAACUUGAGAGUUUUGGUUUCGAAAAAACCCAAAACGCGUCGUGUUUAAGUUAAUAAGCACAUGCUUUUACCUUUCUAUGUGUAUUGGUUAGUGACCGAGGUUUGUAUCUAGAAAGAAGUCCGUAUAUUUGUUUGUUUGUUUUGUGCUGCUUUUCGGUUAUUGGCAGAUCCAUUCAAAUUUAGCGAAUUAGUUGAUCAACACAAAAUUUGAUGAAGGAUUUUAGCUUUUUUCCACGAUUGCCCAGCAAUGCACGUGUUUGCUCAUCUCACCACAGGUUUGAUCGCCAAACAAAUUAACCAUUUAAAACAGUGAUUGCCAAGGUAACCUUGGUAGUCUUAGUUUAAAAUCAGAUAGCACUCUGUGCUAGCUAGUCCCGGAACUUGGAGAAGGAGGAGCUCAGUUUUUAGAUGAUAAUUUGUGUUUAAGCGGGAACCUCUAUUUCAGUGGAGUGUAGAGGUGUGGACUGGUACAGGGGUCUUGCGGGACAAAACCAAAAACAGUCAUACGAACAAUAUCAGAUAAGGGACAAAGAAAGGCCGCGUUCAUUAACACGGAAGUGCGUUGGGAGCUCGUGCUGCCUGAAACAAUUACCGCGUACUUUCAUACAUUGGAGUCAUUGCUUUAUCCAGGUAACCCAUGUGGAGCCGUGGGAGAAAGGCAGCAGGAAAACAGCAGGGCAGACUGGAAUGUGCGGAGGGGUGCGAGGUGUAGGCACAGGUGGUAUCGUCUCCACAGCUUUCUGUCUACUGUAUAAGCUGUUCACGCUAAAACUGACCCGCAAACAGGUGAUGGGUCUCAUUACACACACAGACUCCCCGUACAUCCGAGCACUUGGCUUCAUGUAUAUACGAUACACACAACCCCCUGCAGACCUGAUCGAGUGGUUUGAGCCCUUCCUUGAUGAUGAGGAGGAGCUGGAUGUGAAGGCUGGCGGUGGGUGUGUGAUGACUAUCGGUGAGAUGCUGCGCUCCUUCCUCACAAAGCUUGAAUGGUUCUCCACACUGUUUCCACGUAUCCCAGUGCCUGUUCAGAAGACCAUCGACCAGCAGAUGAAAAACCGACCACGCAAACCACCACAGAAAGAGGGCAAAGAGGAUGAGGAGGAAGGCGACUGGCACCGAUCAAGGUCCCCGAGGAAAACACCGAGCCCUCGGAGAUCCCCACACCGCUCACGCAGCCGCAGUCACCACCGAGAACGGCGUGGCGCCAGCUUCGACCGCGAGCUCGAGAGAGAGAGGGAUCGCCAACGCAAAGACAGGGACAGGGACAGAGACAGGGAAAGGGACAGAGUGGAGAGAGACAGGGUUGCAGACAGGGACAGAGAUCGAGAGAGGGAUCGACGGCAUUCCCGUACCCCAGAUCAAGCCUCAGACUGGCGAAGGAGCCGCGAACAGAGGAAUGAGAGAAAAGAGCGAGAGAAAGAGCGGGAUGGAGAGAGCGAAAGAGAGCGAAGCCGUCGGAAGGAGCGAGAGCACAAAGAACGCACCAGUGGCGGAGAGCGAGAAAGGGAGCGCUCAAAAGAUAAGAGGGCCAAAGGAGAAGGAGAUGAACGGCGUCACAAGGAUGAGCGAGAGGAGAGGAGGCACAGGGAGGAGCGUAAGAGCAAGCGAUCAAGCCAAAGCCGGAGUAGAGAGAGGAGGCACAAAGCUGAGCGCUCAAGCAGGAAGUGUUCUCGGUCACGCUCCACGAGUCGUCAGGAACCAGAGGAGAAGAGCAAGAAGCGUGAGUGCAGCAACAACAAGGAGCAUAUGCACAAACACAGUCACAGUCGAGAACGCAGUCACCGCAGAGAUGCAAGCAACGGGAAAGAACAUGUCAGAAUGGACAUUGAAGGGACUCCCUGAGCUUACUUUCCUCACACUUGUCUUUUCUGUCUUGUCUUGGGACCUUCUCAUGCACCCCGACCUUUGUUCUACUAAGUUACUUGGUGUAGAUCUCAUGCAACCUUUUUUGUUCCAUUACACUUUAAGCCAUUAUGGACAUAAAAGGAAAAAUGCUUUUUAAAUAUUUCUUUUGUUUUGAGGAAACCUUCUAGAAUAUUUGUACAUAUAAUUCUGGAGAAUGUUUUAAAUCAUACAGAUGAACAUGUGCUGAGUGAAACUGGCAGCAUGGCAACAGCAUAAACCUGCUGAAAUUGUGCUGUGUUGCAUUUUGUUUCUUAAUAAAAAUCUUGUAUGAAAAGAGAA